AUGUUGGAGGCAGACUGCCACUCAUGCUUGUUUCUGGUUGUGCCCGCGUGGGGAUGCGACGUCAGGCUGUACAAUGGUCCCGGUUCCCUGCAGACGCGGCCAGUGGUCCAGCUGGCCGUAUGUGCACAUUACUUUCAUCGCGAGUGUGUGGCUGAGUGGAUGAGCGAGCAUCACUCGUGUCCCACCUGUCGCUCGCACGCUGCCGUCACUCGGCUGGCCUGCACCUACUUUGGCCGCAUCGCCCACCUGCCCAAAAGCGAAAAUUCCGGUCAAUUGCCCUCCUCCGUUCAUGCCCUUCUUGACAGCAUUGAGACGGCCCUUGCGGGCAGUGAUUUGCACGCCCACGAGCAGCACCAGCAUGACUUGAUCAUCCGCCGCACCUGUGUCAGCAUUGGCAAGGACAAAACCCGGCUAGAGCUGCCAUUGACACGUCUUGUGAGCUUUCACGUUAAGGACAACCUGGUCAUUUUGGUUGAAGGCCCCGCGCUCGACGCGCUGGACAAGCGCAAUGCCUGUCAUCUCUUACUCCUGCCCAACAUGGACAAGGCCCAGCUUUGCAUGGAUGUGCUGCUCAAGACGACUCGGGCUUUUGCCGAGCAUCUAGCCACCCGGUCGGGUCCCAACAGGCCCCUCGCGGCCAGUCGCGAGAGCAUCAACAGUGUCGACAGCACCGACAGCGCCGCGAGUGUCGACCCCACUCCAGAGCAACCUGCUCGGCUUAACGUCGUUGUGAUGAUCAUCCAAAGGGAACAGAAGAAGAAGAAGAACAAGAAGAACAAGAACAAGAAGAAGAAGAAGAAAAAGAAACACAUGAAGCCAUCACCCUUGGAGGAGAGGAAGGAGAAGAAGUAG
Molecule: messenger RNA, 852 nt
Organism: Monosiga brevicollis MX1
Lineage: Eukaryota; Choanoflagellata; Craspedida; Salpingoecidae
Exons: 4
Coding region: 1-852 (283 amino acids)
Source: RefSeq, a predicted model, not a curated record